Molecule: messenger RNA, 1574 nt
Organism: Panonychus citri (citrus red mite)
Lineage: Eukaryota; Metazoa; Arthropoda; Arachnida; Trombidiformes; Tetranychidae
Product: choline/ethanolamine kinase-like
Exons: 4
Coding region: 269-1474 (401 amino acids)
Biological process (GO): phosphatidylcholine biosynthetic process; phosphatidylethanolamine biosynthetic process
Cellular component (GO): cytoplasm
Molecular function (GO): ethanolamine kinase activity; choline kinase activity
Source: RefSeq, a predicted model, not a curated record
GGUUAACCAUUGUCAACCGAUUGUGAUUAAAAUCGUGAUUAUAAUUGAGUCGGUUUAACAAUUGAACAAUUGAAAAUCUUAAUGAUUAUAAGCCCAAGGACUUUUUAUCAAUUUCUUUUGAUUAUUUUCAAUUUUCUCUUUUCAUAAACAAUUAACGUUCCCAUGGUUCUAGCAAUUAAAUUGUUGAGAGCAAUUUAAUCGAGUUGACUAACUACUUUCAAGUUUCCAUUUUCACUGGAUCAGAUUCAUCUAACGUGUAACAAUCAACAUGGACAAUCAACAAGAGCCCAAUGAAUUACCUGAUGUGUCUCAAUUAAAAUUGGUUGAUUUUACAAUUAACGAUGAGAUUCGUGAUCGUUGUAGACAAAUUUGUGGUGAAUAUCUUGGUGGCCCUUGGAGUGAUUUAAAAGCGGAAGAAACAAUCAUCGAACCAGUGGAAGAUGGACUCAGUAAUCGUAUUUACGUUUGUAUCAAUCUAAAGUUAUCACAAUCAAAAGAAUCAACCUUAAAAUCUGAUGUUCCAAGUAAAGUUCUGGUUCGAUUACAUGGAAGUGAAUUCGUCGGUGAUCAAGGUGACAUGAUUGUCGUCUCGAAAGAUGCUCUUCCAUUAAUUGGUGAGAUUUUACACCAAAAAGGAUUAGCAGCCAAAAUCUAUGGAGUAUUUGAUGAAGGACGAAUUGAACAUUUCAUCGAGAGUAAUAAAUUUCCCCAGGAAUCAUGGGCUAAUCAGCAAUUACUUGAUUGUCUCACACGAAAGUUGGUUCAAAUUCAUCAACUCGAAAUGCCGAUCUCUAAAGACCCCUGGUCUCUGGUGAAAUUGGCCGAAAGACUUUACAAAUCGGGCAAGGAAACUAAUCAAUUUUUGAAUGUUGACUUAUAUGAACCUCAUUUGAGACCCAUGAUUCAGGACAUGAUUGAUUUUGAUCAUGCUGGUUACGCUCAAUGGCUUCGGGAUAUGGAGCCUUUCAUCAAAUCUCCGUGUGUCUAUUGUCAUAAUGACCUACACUUUGGAAAUGUACUUGAUAGAACCAACGGUCAGUCGUUUGACGAUCGAGCCUUCAUUAUCGAUUAUGAUAACAGUAGUUAUGGAUUUCGAGCCUAUGAUUUAGCUUUGUUUCUCUACUUGAAAAGUUUUAUUCCAGGACGAGUUGAAACUUGGUCUUUUCAAACGAUCACCACACCGGAAGAAAAACUCCACACCCUCAAGGUCUAUUUAGAACAUUUGAUUAAAGUUCGUAAAGGAGAAAUCGAUCCUCAAGUUGACACAAUUGAACAUCUAAAGAGAGAACUCGAUUAUGGUGAAGUUCUAAUUCAUUUUAUUUGGACUUCGGUUUCGUGUGCGAAGAUCAAUCCAAUGAUGGCUUCUGUUUUCGCAAUUAUGAUGGACAAUGCAAAGGAAAUCAAGAUACAAGUAAAAUUAGCAAAGGAACGAUGCGAAAAAUAUAAACAAAGUUUAACCAACGGAGAUCACUAAUCUACUAAUUAACUGAUUAUCCAACUGUCACCUGAUUGUAAAAGAUAUUAUUCCAAUAUUAUCAUAAUAAACAAUCAAAUUUAUCAUCUUCUACUGUUAA